Messenger RNA from Humulus lupulus (European hop), 1125 nucleotides. RefSeq lists its product as uncharacterized. The transcript has 4 exons. Bases 264 to 872 code for a protein of 202 amino acids. The record is from RefSeq and is a predicted model, not a curated record. Lineage: Eukaryota; Viridiplantae; Streptophyta; Magnoliopsida; Rosales; Cannabaceae. Gene Ontology annotation, cellular component: Golgi apparatus.
AGACACAUAAGCUUCUUUAGUCUAAUCAACUCCGUAGCUUAGACUUGGACAGGCCGGAUUGGAUUGGCAUCAUCAUCCGACGGUCCUCAUCUUCUCUUUCUCUGCAACUUAAUCCUAUCCGUUCCUUCAAAUUCACCAUAACAUAAAAGCGCGGGAACUCGGACUAGAACGAAAUCAUCCUUGCAGUCUGAGAGAGAGAGAGAGUUUUUCUGUUCUGUGCUGUGCUGUUAGUGCAAAGAGGAAGCCCUGUUCUCACACUGAAAAUGCCCCCCCAGAAAAGGAAAGCGGAGCUGAAAGAAGAAAAGUUCGAGGCGGUGGAACCGGUGGCCAAGGCUCACGCUCCGCCACUUCCCAGGGUCACUCGGAGCGCGGCUCGUCGAGCUGCUGAGGGAAGCUCCUUUGACGCGGAACCUGCGAAGAAUAAGAAAGCGGAAACGGCGAAGAAGAAGGGUCAGGCGAAAGAGAAAGAGAAAGUUGUGUUCGAGGAAAGCUCCUUUGACGCGGUGCCUGCGAGUGCGAAGAAGAAGAAGGGUGAGGCGAAAGAGAAAGUUGUGCCAGAGGAAAGCGCAGUUUCUCAAGAUGAAGACAAUGUCGAUAAUGGCACUAAGAAGAAGACUAUCGUCAUUGAGCACUGCAAACAGUGCAAUGCAUUCAAGACAAGGGCUCUUCAGGUGAAACAGGGCUUAGAGGAUGGAGUUGCUGGCAUCACAGUUCUAGUCAAUCCAGAUAAGCCUAGAAGGGGCUGCUUUGAGAUUCGAGAGGAAGAUGGCGAGACAUUCAUUUGUCUUUUGGAAAUGAAGCGGCCAUUUAAGCCAAUGAAGGACUUGGACAUGGCUAAAGUCAUUGAAGACAUAGUUGACAAGAUUAAGUGAUGAUUAGCUCGAUCCAUGCUAUAUUAGGGUUUUUAUUAUCACAGACAGUAAUAGCUUUUUUUUUUCGGCAUAUUGUCUGAUUAGCCAAGUUUGUCUUGACAAUAGAUUGCACUGGUAUAGAUCUCAUUGAUCUACUUUUUGAAUUGCUAUUACUGAUUUAAGGCAUAUAUGGUAAGAGUGGUUAAAAGACUGUUAUCGUUUAACUCUUGUAUUACUCUAGUUUUUUCAAUGAAUGAAAAUCAGUUUCAUGUCA